AUGACCUCCAAACUCAUUUUUCUGUCGAGAUCUGACUUCCACAAAGCCCUUAUCGACACAAACAAGUCGACAACUGAUAAGUGGGAUGUGGUUGUGAGCUAUUCUCAAGAUAAACUUCAGCCUCUUUUGACAAAGUACUGGUCGGAAGUAAUUGGGGAUACCAGUGUUACUGUCGUCCACUCGACGGGGCACAGCAGCUAUGACCGCGCCACAACAUACAAGCUCAAUCUGGGACCGCCCCAGUUUGAAUUUGACAAAAAGAUCGUCGAUGGGGGAAGUAUCUCUAUGGCAAGGAUUACAUGGCCAUUCACUGGAACCGCACAUACGAAACUCAACACCGGGGUCGAUGUAGGGGAGAAAACGUUAACUGCUGAAGAUGGUUUUUCUACGACUGUUACAACGCCAAUCCACGCAAUUAGCAGUGGUGACGACGACAAACAGGCAAAGUUUCAUCCGAGUCAUAAUGUGCCUGUAGAAUAUACUAACAUUCUACAGACAAGUAACCACAUGAUCGAGUUCACAGACGGCACCACGUCUUCUUAUCAUGUCAUCCUUCAAUUUGCUUCUGCCGAAGACACUACGUGGAAAGUCAAUGUCAAGAACACCUCAAGCGAUUCAGCCGAGGACCUGCAAGACUCGGCAGCAGACAUUGGACUGGAGUUGAAUAACCAGGAAAAGGUGAAGGGGUUUCAGUUCACGCUGGGAGAGGUGAAGAACACACCAAAUCCAGCAGACUACGUCCUCACACCUCAAGCAUUCAAAUUCAGUGCAGACAAGGGCAUUUUGAGUAUUUUCAUCCACGUCAAAGGAGGGGAUGGAAAAGGCGCCAAAGAAGCGCCUCAGUUCCAGCUCACCCAUGACAGUCUCAUCGCUCCCAUGCCCGACGGAUAUGAUGCUAGUAUCAUCAUAUCCAGGAGACUUAUACGCGACAAAUACAUGAUUCCUCAAAUCCAGGACAAGUGCAAAGACUUCCUUCGUGAAACCGACGGUGUCCUCGCACGUGACGGGCCCCUUAGUCCUACUGUUGGUUUGAAAUUCAAGAAUGAAAGGGUCUGGUCGGGGUUUACUACCGGGCCUAGUAUAGUGGUUGUAACCGAGGGAUACGUAACGGUUGACUGGGACAAGUAUCCACUCAUUCUGGAACUGUUUGACGAUAAAUCCACUCUACAAUCACACUACAAAUGGACAUGGGACAAUGCACAGGUUACCUUGCACUACCGCUACGCUACUCCCAGGAGUGGGUGGUUAGACUGGAGAACGACUUCAAUUCAAGGGAGCAUGUCCAUGAAUUCAUCCCCAGUGGCCACUGUCAAGAAUAAGGACGAGUUGGAGUUCAAGAUCUCCUUUACCGACAGUAACCAGCCCGAUGCAUCGUUCAACGACAUUGGUCCCGACAAGCUGGGCGGUUCAGUGCAGUUCAAGACAUUCACCAUGGGCCUCCCUGAUAUCAACUUCUUCCGAACCCAGAACAUCCUUGCUCCUGGCCAGCAGUUCAUCACUGCUAAAGAUACCAUGUGUCCUUGUGAUUUGUUUAUUCUGGGCUCAGUGGAGGAGCAGAAGAAAUAG
Messenger RNA from Aspergillus udagawae, 1566 nucleotides. RefSeq lists its product as uncharacterized. The transcript is spliced from 2 exons. The record is from RefSeq and is a predicted model, not a curated record. The coding region runs from base 1 to 1566 and encodes 521 amino acids. NCBI's taxonomy places the organism in Eukaryota, Fungi, Ascomycota, Eurotiomycetes, Eurotiales, Aspergillaceae.